AUGUCCAAUUCUGAGCCCGACGACAAGCCCAGCUUUCCUCCAGAACAAUACACUAUCGGCUGGAUUUCGGCACUUUCAGAGGAACUCGGCGCUGCCCGUGCCAUGCUCGACCAAGAACACGAGCGCCUCUCUCAUCAACACCGCAAUGACGAAGACAGCUACAUCCUGGGCAAUGUUAAGCAGCACAAUAUUGUUAUGCCGGUCUUGCCCGAGUAUGGCAUCAGCUCUGCCACCAGCGCUGUCAAGUCAAUGAUAUCCACGUUUCCUAAGCUAAGAUUCAUUCUCAUGGCGGGAAUUGGAGGCGGCGUACCAAGCAAGAAGAACGAUGUUCGGCUUGGCGAUGUUGUUGUCUCCGAACCAGACGGUCAAGGAGGUGGUGUCAUCCAGUACGACAUGGGAAGAAUGGAAAUCGAUACCUUUGUUCGCCUGGGUGUUAUGAACAAGCCUCCAAAGCUCCUCUUAUCCACGUUGCGCACGCUGAGGUCAGAUCCUAAACAGGGCAAGAAUCUCUCAAAAAUCCUCAAGAAGGCCCUGGAAAAGUGCGAUGACCUAGAAGAUUGUGCUUAUCCCGGCCCCGAAAAGGACAUACUCUUCAGGCCCGGUUAUCGUCACCUCGGAGGCGACGACUGCGACGCGUGCAACGAGGACCAGAACGUCAAGAACAUCGUCGAGCGCAAGUCUCGGAAGGCUAAUGACCCCAAGAUUCACUACGGUAAUAUUGGGUCAGGUAACAUGGUCAUGAAAGACGCGUUGGUGCGUGACAGCAUCGCAGAGAAGGAAAAUGUGUUAUGCUUUGAGAUGGAGGCGGCGGGCCUUAUGAACGAGUGGCCUUGUCUGGUCAUCCGAGGAAUCAGUGACUAUGCUGAUUCACACAAGAAUGGGGCUUGGAAGCAGUACGCAGCCAUGACUGCUGCUGCGUACGCGAAAAUGCUGUUGUUGGAGGUCCCGCUUGAGAAGGUUGAGGAGCUGGAGCAAGUGAGGGAGGUUAUUCAAGUUCUUAACUCCAACGAAGAUAUCAGAGUGGGUGUCAACGCCCUGGUCGAUGCGAAACACGACGGUGAUGCUACCGAGAUUCUGGAGUGGCUCACUCCGGUUGACUACGCCCCUCAGCACAACGACUUGUUCAGAAAACGGCUCCCCGGAACGGGCAAAUGGUUCCUAGGCUUGGAAGAGUUUUAUACCUGGGCGACGUCGAAACGGCAGACUUUGUUUUGUCAUGGGAUUCCCGGUGCGGGCAAGACGCUCCUCACAUCAAUUGUCAUCGACCACCUAUGCCAACAAUUUGGCAGCGACCCGGGUGUGGGGAUUGCUUACAUUUACUUCAAUUACCGAAUGCAAAACACCCAACCGCCCGAAGAGCUUCUUUUGAGCUUAUUGAAGCAGCUGGCCCAAACACGUUCCCCUCUUCCCGAACCGGUCAUAGAGCUCUUUCGAAAACACAGAGCCUUUCAUACAAGGCCAACACUCGAGGCCACUAUUCACACUACCUGCGAUGCAUGUUCGAAAUACUCGGAGACCUUCAUUGUCGUUGACGCACUGGACGAGUGUCACCCUUCCAACUUAUCCUGGUUCCUCGACGCGCUGCUUAAGCUCCAGGAAGCUGGCGGAGUCAACAUCUUGGCCACUUCCCGGUUUAAGCCAGAAAAUGCACCCCUCUUUCGAGAAUGUCUCUUGCUGGAGAUCAAGGCAACUGACGAAGAUAUCCUCAAGUUCCUUCUUGCAAAGUUCAAAACUGACUCGCUGCUCUCUCAGUCAGCAAAGGGACACCUCUUGGACACUUUGAAAGCCCUAGGAAAGGGGGAGCCGGCGCUGGAUGAUGCAUACGACGAGAUCAUGGAUAGAAUCACAAGCCAACGCCAAGCACAGAAAGAAAUGGCCAUAGAGGCCUUGCAGUGGAUCGUCCACUCGAAAAGGCCACUGGCUACUUUGGAACUCCUGCAUGCUCUUGCCGUUGGAAAGGGCAACAAGUCUUUCAACCUGGACUACAUUCCUAAAUUACCCGAUCUAGUGCCACUAUUUGCUGGACUAGUCGAAGUCGAUGAAGAAAGCGACAUCAUCCGACUGGCCCAUCAGACCGCCCAGGAGUACUUUCAGCGAAAGAAGCGUUAUUUCCCGGGGGCGUCAUCCGUCAUCGCGAAAGCAUGUGCCCAAUAUCUCUCAUCUGGUGUCGAUCUUCAAGAGCCAUUUCACAGGCCACUCGACAUAAUAGAGCUCCUAAAAUCAAACUCCUUCUACGGCUAUGCGGCACAGAAUUGGGGACACCACGCGCGUGAAAGCUUCGAAGAGAAGGGAACCACGGAGAAAGCUCUACACAAGCGAAUCAUGUGCUUCCUCAACUCAGGGGUCAAAGUCAAAUCAUCGUUCCAGUUCCUGCGGUGGACCAAGGUUGGAAGUGUAGAAGGUUGCCUUGGGGUUACGGGGCUCCAUUUAGCGACAUCUUUUGGACUGGUCGACCAACUGCGCGCUCUCUUACACUAUGGCUACAAUGCGGACCAGAUCGAUGAUACCGGAAUGACGCCAUUGCUCUAUGCAAUUGAAGAAGGACAAACCACCGUGGUAAAGCUCUUUCUGGAAACUGCCAGAGUUGACGUCAACCAGAGAUAUCUUUUCAUGCAGGAUCUCCUUGGCUUCAUAGACAUAAAAUCUCCGAGACUCCAAGAAAUCGCCCAAGCUUGUUGUUCUAUGAAUGACCUAAGCUUUCGAACGUUACUCGCACAUGCAAUAGACUCAGGGUCUCUAGACACUGUGAAGAUUCUCCUUGAUAGUCACGUCGAGACUGGGUAUGUUUAUUGCCUCCCGAUCUAUUUCACGGCGUUUGAUCCAAGGCUUUCAAGAAACCUAGCCUUCAGGUCGGACCUAAUGCGCCAACUAGGGAAAUCCAUUCGUGGAUUCUAUGAUGGGCCGACAUACGCCUCUACAGAUAUUGAACAUGCUACGAGAGCCAUCCGCGACCUCCGCUCGGGAUCUCCGACUUGGUGGAGUUUGAAAGGCAACAGAGAUAUUCAAGAUGCUUUGGUAGAGUUCUACGACCUUGGGAAUGACUUGGAGAACAAAAUGUAUCACAAGCCCGCCGGCAUCAGGACACCUCUCUCACGAGCUGCUGAGCUUGGGAAUCGAGACAUCGUCAAGCUCCUGCUCAAUCAUGGCGCCCGAGUGGAAUUGAAGGAGACAGGAGGAAAAGAUGCGAUGACGCGAGCGAAAGAGAAAGGACAUUGGGAUAUUCUUAGGCUACUGGUUGAGAGCCGGAACCGUUGA
Molecule: messenger RNA, 3255 nt
Organism: Fusarium vanettenii 77-13-4
Lineage: Eukaryota; Fungi; Ascomycota; Sordariomycetes; Hypocreales; Nectriaceae
Exons: 3
Coding region: 1-3255 (1084 amino acids)
Biological process (GO): nucleoside metabolic process
Molecular function (GO): protein binding; catalytic activity
Source: RefSeq, a predicted model, not a curated record